This is a messenger RNA of Nematolebias whitei (Rio pearlfish), 2077 nucleotides long. It is a transcript of the gene ehd1a, whose product is annotated as EH-domain containing 1a. The transcript has 6 exons. Lineage: Eukaryota; Metazoa; Chordata; Actinopteri; Cyprinodontiformes; Rivulidae. Gene Ontology annotation, cellular component: plasma membrane; cytoplasm. Gene Ontology annotation, biological process: endocytosis; endosomal transport. Bases 250 to 1848 code for a protein of 532 amino acids. Gene Ontology annotation, molecular function: calcium ion binding; GTP binding; protein binding. The record is from RefSeq and is a predicted model, not a curated record.
UAACUUAAAAUUUUCCGAAGGGGGAGUCCUCCCUUUAAUGACUACCGACUCGUAGUGCGUGGCCACUGGCUAGCUCAGCGAAGAGGGUGGGGAUAAAAAAAACCCUUCCAGACCUCGCCCCAGUCGUAGCUUCACUCCAGCGGCAGGCAGCUAGUCUCUUAGCGGCGCGAGAGACCCACACCUCUCUACAUUCGACAAUAAGGGGAGACUGGCACAGCAGUGUCAACUGAGGGUUGAAAUUUAGCAACGAUGUUUAGGAAAACCUUGAAAAAGGACCCCGAGCUGUUCCAGAACGUGUCGGAUGGGCUGCGGCGGCUUUACCGAACCAAGCUGUUCCCGCUGGAGGACACGUAUCGAUUCCACGACUUCCACUCCCCCGCACUCGAAGAUGCCGACUUCGACAACAAGCCCAUGGUACUCCUGGUGGGCCAGUACUCCACCGGUAAGACCACCUUCAUCCGGCACCUCAUUGAGCAGGACUUCCCCGGUAUGCGUAUUGGCCCUGAGCCGACCACAGACUCUUUCAUCGCUGUGAUGCACGGCGAGCAGGAGGGCGUGAUACCCGGCAAUGCCCUGGUCGUAGACCCGAAAAAGCCGUUCCGCAAACUCAACGCCUUUGGAAACGCGUUUCUCAACAGGUUCAUGUGCGCACAGUUGGCUAACCCUGUCCUGGAGAGCAUCAGUAUCAUUGAUACUCCUGGAAUCCUGUCAGGAGAGAAACAGAGGAUAAGCAGAGGUUAUGAUUUUGCUGCUGUACUCGAGUGGUUCGCCGAGCGCGUGGACCGCAUCAUCCUCCUGUUCGACGCUCACAAACUGGACAUCUCAGACGAGUUCUCCGAGGUGAUCCGUGCUCUCAAGAACCACGAGGACAAAAUGCGCGUGGUGCUGAACAAAGCGGAUCAGAUCAGCACUCAGCAGCUGAUGAGGGUCUACGGAGCGCUGAUGUGGUCUUUGGGAAAAAUCAUCAACACACCUGAGGUGGUGCGUGUGUACAUCGGCUCAUUCUGGGCCCAGCCCCUGCUGGUCCCUGACAACAGGAAGUUGUUUGAGGCGGAGGAACAGGACUUGUUCCUGGACAUUCAGUCUUUGCCACGCAACGCUGCUCUGCGCAAACUCAAUGACCUCAUCAAGCGAGCACGUCUCGCCAAGGUUCAUGCCUACAUUAUCAGCUCUCUGAAAAAGGAGAUGCCCAGUGUGUUUGGAAAGGACUCCAAGAAGAAGGAGCUGAUAGCCAGUCUGGGAGAAAUCUACCACAAAAUAGAGAAGGAGCACCAGAUCUCCCCUGGAGAUUUUCCCAACCUUGCAAAGAUGCAGGAGCUGCUGAACAACCAGGACUUCACCAGGUUUGCAUCGCUGAAACCCAAACUACUAGAGUCCGUGGAGGACAUGCUCGCCAACGACAUCGCCCGCCUCAUGGCGAUGGUGCGUCAGGAAGAAGCCGCCAUGCCAAGCCAGUCUGUGAAGGGCGGAGCCUUCGAGGGAACCAUGAGCGGACCCUUUGGCCACGGCUACGGCGAGGGGGCUAGCGAAGGCAUCGACGAGCUGGAGUGGGUGGUGGGUCGCGACAAGCCUACGUACGAUGAGAUCUUCUACACUCUCUCCCCCAUCAAUGGCAAAGUGUCCGGAGCUGCAGCCAAAAAGGAGAUGCUGAAGUCCAAACUGCCCAACACGGUCCUGGGAAAGAUCUGGAAGCUGGCAGACGUGGAUAAAGAUGGCUUCCUUGAUGACGAGGAGUUCGCCCUGGCCAACCACUUGAUCAAGGUGAAGCUGGAGGGCCACGAGCUGCCGGGUUCGCUGCCCGAUCACCUGGUGCCCCCAUCAAAACGUGGGACAGUUCAGCAAGACUGAAGGUCCAGAGAGGAGGGGGGGCAGCCUGGAGAUCUGUCAACACUCAUGUUAGGGACUCUCAGUGCCAAAAGUUUAACCACGAGCACGAACUGCAUCGUCCGCCUUCAAACUGUGAGUCCCCAGGCUUCUUGACACACCCGGACCAGGCAUUGCUGUGAUCUGACCAGAGAGAGACUGGAGGGUUUCUGGGGGGGGCAUUCAUUGGGGGGGGGGGGGGGGAUUAUUCAUG